CAGGAACAUGAUGUUGAGACUCCUUAUGGGAUGCUGCAUGUGGUGAUCCGCGGGGCGCCCAAAGGGAACAAGCCUGCGAUCCUCACCUACCACGAUGUGGGACUGAACCACAAACUGUGCUUCAACACCUUCUUCAAUAACGAGGACAUGCAGGAGAUCACCAAGCACUUUGUGGUCUGUCACGUCGACGCCCCGGGACAGCAGGUCGGAGCGUCUCAGCUGCCACAGGGGUACCAGUAUCCCACCAUGGACCAGUUGGCCGGGAUGUUGCCGACUGUGGUGCAGCACUUUGGAUUCAAGAGCAUCGUUGGGAUCGGAGUGGGAGCCGGAGCUUACGUUCUGGCCAAGUUCGCUCUGAUCUUCCCCGACCUGGUGGAGGGUUUGGUUCUGCUCAACAUCGACCCCAAUGGCAAAGGAUGGAUUGACUGGGCCGCCACCAAGCUGUCAGGUCUGACCAGCACGCUGCCAGAUGUUGUGCUGCCACAUCUCUUCAGUCAGGAGGAGCUGAUGAACAACACAGAGCUGGUGCAGAGCUACCGACAACAGAUCAACAACACCGUCAACUUGUUCAACCUGCAGCUGUUCUGGAACAUGUACAACAGUCGUAGGGACCUGGAGAUGAAUCGCAGCGGGACGGUGCUCAACGCCAAGACCCUGAAGUGUCCCACGAUGCUGGUCGUAGGAGACAACGCUCCUGCUGAGGAAGGAGUGGUCGAGUGCAACUCCAAACUGGAUCCGACCAACACCACCUUCCUGAAGAUGGCUGAUUCUGGAGGACUCCCCCAGCUCACUCAGCCUGGAAAACUGACUGAAGCCUUCAAGUAUUUCCUGCAGGGAAUGGGCUACAUUGCUUAUGUGAAGGAUCGGAGGUUGAGUGGAGGGCCAGUGCCCUCCGCCAGCAUGACCCGCCUGGCUCGCUCCAGGACGGCCUCCCUGACCAGCGCCGGCUCCAUGGACGGGUCCCGCUCUCGGGCCUGCACCCACUCCGACAGCACCGAGGGGGUCGGCACAGUCACCCACACCAUGGAGGUGUCCUGCUGAAGAGCCAUAGAAGGAGGGAGGGAGGGAGGGAGGGAGGGGCUAGAGGGAUGGAGAGAGACAGAGGGUGACGGUGGGAGGUGGGGAGGUGUUUUAAAAAAAGUGAAGGAGACAGAAAGGAGGUGAAGACAGCUCUCUCUGUCGGCCAUCUUCUUCCCCCCCCCACUGUAAAAUAUCAUAUGUAUUACUACUAAACCCCCCCCACACCUUAUGAAUAUCCACUUCACCCCCGUUUAGGCGACUGGUUUCAUUCUUGUGUUUGCUAAUUGUCUCCUCAUUCUUUGCCUGCGUCCUUUCUAACCUCCCACCCCUCUUUCCUUCCCCCCCCAACCCCGGAAAAAAGCGAAGGACCUGCCUGUCAACAGUCCACACAGCAACGUGUGUGGAAGAGCCGCUGGUCAUAACGUGGUACGAGUACGAGUACGAGUAUAAGUACGAGUAUAAGUACGAGUACGUGCACGAGGUGGAGGAGGAGGAAUUCAUUUUUAGGGGCUGACAAAGAAAGAGUUGCGAGCAAAAUAAGUUUUGUUGUUGUUGUUGUUGUUGUUGUUGUACAGAUGUGUGAAUUUCUCUCUCUGUGUUGUUUAUUUCUCUCCAUCACAAGGGGUGUGUCCAGAGUUUGACGGACAGCAGAGCACAGCCUAUCGUAGUCCAGACCUGUAGCGCUUAGAGGAGAUUCGUUAGCCUGAAUAGCUUUUCACACAGACUUAGAGCUGCACUUGGUGAGAGUUCAUAUCAAACAAUUAUAAAAGUGGAAUAUAAAGCGUGGUAUCUGUGAACAGCUGCAUCCAUUCCAGUGAAUUUUAAAUAUGAAGUAACUAACGUGACUAAUGAACUUUGAUUUAUUAACAGAUUCAUAACAACACAGAGGUAGAAUUGAACUUUAAUCACUAACCUAAAAUCAGUUUCUGUGGAAAUAUCAAUAUGGUGCAUGGUGUUUAACUGAUUAACAAAUCAAAUGAAAUUACUAUUAAUAAUGUGGCAUGUGAAGUUAGGAAUAGAUUUACGCCUCAGAGAGGAAUAUUAAGUAUCUGUGGGAGAUUAAAUUACAAAGUGGGACCAUCACAUAGAAGAUAAACUGAUUCACACUAAUUAGAACAUGACGUUAAACCACACAGGACCAAACUUUCAUCCUGGAGCCGCAUCGGUGUCGUGUUGCUGAGUGCAGCUUUAAGAUGUGUGCCAUCAUUUCUUAGAAAAUCCACGACACGAGAAUAGGCUAGAAUAAAUAUUAAUGAACAUGUAUAUAUGCAUGUGAGUGCGACAUCAUGGGGCAUUGUAGUAUCUGAGUAGUAGCAGCUAUAGAGCAGAAUUUUCCAUCAGCACCAUGUUAAUAAUCAAACCACCAUCCUCAGUCUGCCAGGCUGCGUUCACACUCUGUGUUACACCGUGAGAUUCAACCUGUGCGUUUUGUCGUGUCUGUGCGAACGCAGCCUGACUCUAGUGCGUGAACGGUGUUCUGGCUGUAGUCGGCUCUUUGUGGUCUCUAACGCGACAAUCACGCUCUGACCCGAACCAAACCGGACCAGGGUGGGACCGAGGCAGAACCCUCUCUUCGUUCUGAACGGCCUUCCCUCACAGCGUCCGUCCACACGUCUGGACUCUGAGAGGGAACUCAGCCAAAGACGAAACUUCCAACACAUGCAUCAACGAGAUAUAAUCACCAGUAGGAGUUGCUAUGUGUGUAGCGUGUUGUUCGAUGUGCUGAGUAGCCAUAGUCUGGACAGUGCAGUACCUGUAUGUAGGCUCGGUUUUAGUGAAGCUGUACCGUGUUGUCUGUUCGAACACUGGACCGCCUCGUCGGUGGCGUUCAGAGUUGGCGUCCCCCUGGUAAUGUGCGUGUUCAUGUCCCAUAAUCCCCUUCAACUGUUUCCACUUUUACAAAAACACCCUUUGGUCCCCUGUCAGAAGGGGCGUAGCUUCCAAUCGCUGAGGUGCGCGCUUGCCUGAGGCGUCCUGUAAGGGGCGGGGCUUUUUUGGAGCCAUUUGGGCUCCAAGCUCGGAAUGUAGGGCAACCCCCAGCCGACGACCCCUCCCCUUUCCCAACUGCCAAAAAAAAAAAACUCUCAAGGUGCCCCGGCCCUCACAGGCGAGCCCGGCCGCCACCAUAAAGGGCUAUCAGCUGAAGUCACUUUCUAAAGUAGCGCUGGUGUUUGUGCUGUUUCUGUGCACCAGGGGGCGCCAGAGAUGAAGAGGAGAGUUUGUUCCCACAACACAGAGAGAGAGAGAGAGAGAGAGAUUCUGGAAAACAGAGAACGAAUGAAUGUCAAAGAGAAAGAAUGUGAUUUUGUCAAAGCUGGAGAUUUUUUUUUUGUUGUUGUUGUUGUUGAAGCCUGAAACUAAAAAAACAUGAAAUGAAGAUGAUGAAGAUGAUGAAGAUGAUGAAGAUGA
Paralichthys olivaceus (Japanese flounder) is the source of this 3429-nucleotide messenger RNA. Lineage: Eukaryota; Metazoa; Chordata; Actinopteri; Pleuronectiformes; Paralichthyidae. The record is from RefSeq and is a predicted model, not a curated record.